GGGGAGAAGCCCUAUCAAUGCUUAGAAUGCGGGAAGAGCUUUGCUCACAGAAUCAGCCUUAAGGUGCAUCAAGGAAUUCACACUGGGGAGAAGCCCUAUAAAUGCUUAGAAUGCGGGAAGAGCUUUGCUCAGAGCACACACCUUAAGCUGCAUCAAGGAAUUCACACUGGGGAGAAGCCCAAUAAAUGCUUAGAAUGCGGGAAGAGCUUUGUUCGGAGCUCAGACCUUAAGCAGCAUCAAACAAUUCACACUGGGGAGAAGCCCCAUAAAUGCUUAGAAUGCGGGAAGAGCUUUGUUCGGAGCUCAGACCUUAAGCAGCAUCAAAGAAUUCACACUGGGGAGAAGCCCUAUCAAUGCUUAGAAUGCGGGAAGAGCUUUGCUCACAGAAUCAGCCUUAAGGUGCAUCAAAGAAUUCACACUGGGGAGAAGCCCUAUACAUGCUUUGAGUGCGGAAAGAGCUUUUCUGAAAGCAGCAAACUUAAGCUGCAUCAAAGAAUUCACACUGGGGAGAAGCCCUAUACAUGCUUUGAGUGCGGAAAGAGCUUUUCUGAAAGCUGCAAACUUAAGCUGCAUCGAAGAAUUCACACUGGGGAGAAGCCCUAUCAAUGCUUAGAAUGCGGGAAGAGCUUUGUUCACAGAAGCAGCCUUAAGAGUACGCAACAACUGGAACUGAUCCCACAAAACCGGGCAGACGGGGAAAUCGAACACCUCAGCUGGAGCUGUGCUAACAACAGCGUCAAGCCCGCUGCAGAGAGAAGCGAUUUUGUCCUCGAAGUGCGAUGCAAAAAGGUCGCAGUGGGUCCUUGA
Elgaria multicarinata webbii is the source of this 807-nucleotide messenger RNA. RefSeq names its product zinc finger protein 239-like. NCBI's taxonomy places the organism in Eukaryota, Metazoa, Chordata, Lepidosauria, Squamata, Anguidae. The transcript is spliced from 3 exons. The annotation marks the transcript as partial. The record is from RefSeq and is a predicted model, not a curated record.